AUGGCUCUUAACCCAUCUGCAUUCACCGCAUGGCUCUUAACCCAUCUGCAUUCACCGCAUUGCUCUUACCCCAUCUGCAUUCACCGCAUUGCUCUUAACCCAUCUGCAUUCACCGCAUGGCUCUUACCCCAUCUGCAUUCACCUCAUGGCUCUUACCCCAUCUGCAUUCACCGCAUUGCUCUUACCCCAUCUGCAUUCACCGCAUUGCUCUUACCCCAUCUGCAUUCACCGCAUUGCUCUUACCCCAUCUGCAUUCACCGCAUUGCUCUUACCCCAUCUGCAUUCACCGCAUGGCUCUUACCCCAUCUGCAUUCACCGCAUUGCUCUUACCCCUGCAUUCACCGCAUUGCUCUUACCCCAUCUGCAUUCACCGCAUUGCUCUUACCCCAUCUGCAUUCACCGCAUUGCUCUUACCCCAUCUGCAUUCACCGCAUUGCUCUUCCCCCAUCUGCAUUCACCGCAUUGCUCUUACCCCAUCUGCAUUCACCGCAUUGCUCUUACCCCAUCUGCAUUCACCGCAUUGCUCUUACCCCAUCCGCAUACACCGCAUCGCUUUGCUCUUACUCGAUCCGCAUGCGCUGCGCUUACCCUUUUAAUUAUCACCCCUCCCUCCCCACCCGACCCACGCACUGCUCACCGCGCUCCCUCCUGCAAGCGAUUCCAUUUUUUUCCCCAUACCCACUUUCCUCCGCCCCUCCGAAUUCUCGCAUCUCACACCUCCCAUCUCACAAUGCAGGAGUCAAUGGGGCUGUAGGGCUGAGAAGCUUUCUCGGGCACUUUAGGCUGCGCAGCAGCAGCAACAUCCCUGCAACCCCUCUUUUCAACCCCUCCUCCCUAUCUCCUCUCGCGCCUCCUCAAUCUGCAGGAGGCAAUUGGGCUGAUAAACGCCCUGGGGCACUUUGGGCCGCGCAGCAGCAGCAACCUGAGCUACUGGGGGCUGGCGGGGUGUGUGAACAGCAACUCUACGGAGAACUAUAA
Molecule: messenger RNA, 978 nt
Organism: Closterium sp. Naga37s-1
Lineage: Eukaryota; Viridiplantae; Streptophyta; Zygnematophyceae; Desmidiales; Closteriaceae
Source: the annotation of a GenBank genome assembly